AUGAAGACGUGCAAUGAGAUGAAUGUUACUUUCAUGCCUGUUAACAACAGGCAGUUUCGGAAUCAAAGAGAGGAAAGGGAGCAGGGGUCGUCUGGCCCCUGUGUCGAGGCCUCCCCCGCCCUGCACGAGAGCACAGGGCGCGGACGCAAGCACAGCGGGCACAUCACCCUGGCCCCACGGCCCGGCAGAGCCCGCCCCGCGCGGGAAACCGGCGGCCCCGCCCCCGCCCCAGGAACGCUCCGCCCCGCGCCCGAGGCCACGCCCCUGAAGGGUCCGCUCCUGUCCCAACUCCUUGGCAACCAGAGGGACGCUUUCUCCUUAGCUACCGGUGCGGCUGCCACCAAGGGUGAGGAAGAGGAAGUUACUGCACCCAUGGAGAAAGUUAUCCGGAUCCAGAGGGUGUUUAUAAACCUGCUGGAUUCAUACAGCAGCGGGAACAUCGGGAAGUUCCUGUCUAACUGUGUAGUCGGGGCUUCACUUGAAGAAAUCACAGAAGAAGAGGAAGAAGAAGAAAGGAAGUCAGCCAUGGAAGCCUCAUCCAAACUGAAGGACGGCACGUUCCAGAUCGUGGGUACGCUUUCCAAGCUCGAAGGCGUUCGGCCCAACUUUGCCGUGGAGACAUACAGCAACAUCUCUCGGGAGGACCUUCUCAUGCGCCUCCUGGAGUGUGACAUCAUCAUUUAUAACAUCACCGAGAACCCACAGCAAACAGAGGAGGCCAUCUGGGCAGUCUCUGCACUGAAUGAAGAAGUCAGCCACUUCGAGAAGCGAAAGCUAUUUAUUUUGGUAUCCACGGUGAUGACCUGGGCACGCUCCAAACUCCUGGACCCCGAUGAUUCUGAGAUCCCGUUUACUGAGGAGGAUUAUCGAAGAAGAAAGCAACAUCCUAAUUUUCUGGACCACAUCAAUGCCGAAAAAAUGGUUCUCAAAUUUGGAAAAAAUGUCAAAAAAUUCGCGACUUACGUGGUUGCUGCUGGACUUCAGUAUGGAGUGGAAGGAGGCAUCUUACAUUAUUUUUUCAAGAUGGCUUGGUUGGGUGAGGUCCCUGCGUUGCCAGUGUUUGGAGAUGGAACAAAUGUAAUCCCAACAAUCCAUGUUCUUGAUCUAGCAGGAGUGAUUCAAAACAUAAUAGACCACGUGCCAAAGCUUCACUACCUGGUUGCUGUGGACGAGUCCAUUCACACCCUGGAAGACUUGGUCAAGUGCAUCAGUAAAAAUACUGGCCCUGGGAAAAUCCAGAGACUCCCCAAAGAAAAUGCUUUCCUAACCAAGGACUUAACACAAGUGUGUCUUGAUCAUUUACUGGUCAACCUGAGAAUGGAAGCACUUUUUGUGAAGGAGAAUUUUAACAUUCGAUGGCUUGCCCAAACGGGAUUUGUGGAAAAUAUCAGCAAUAUCCUCAAAGAGUACAAGCAAAGCAGAGGAUUAUUGCCGAUCAAGAUUUGCAUUCUCGGUCCCCCCGCUGUGGGAAAAUCUAGUAUUGCUGAAGCCUUGUCUAAACACUACAAACUGCAUCACAUUAAAUUGAAGGAUGUCAUUUCUGAAGCCAUAGCAAGACUGGAGACGAUCGUCACGCCUAAGGAUGAAGAGGAGGAAGAGGAAGAAGGCGAAGAGGAGGAGGAGGAGGAGGAGAACGUGGAUGAAGCUCAGGAGCUCUUGGACGGCAUCAAGGAAAGCAUGGAGCAGAACGCAGGCCGACUAGAAGAUCAAUAUGUAAUUCGAUUUGUCAAAGAAAAGUUGAAAUCUAUGCCUUGCAGGAAUCAAGGUUAUAUUUUGGAUGGGUUCCCGGAGACCUAUGAUCAAGCUAAAGACCUAUUCAAUCAAGAAGAUGAGGAGGAAGAAGAAGAAGUCAGAGGCAAAAUGUUGCCCUUUGAUAAAUUAAUCAUACCUGAAUUCGUUUGUGCGCUGGACGCGUCAGAUGAGUUCCUGAAAGAGCGGGUGAUGAACCUUCCUGAGAGCAUCGUGGCGGGGACCCACUACAGCCAGGACCGCUUCCUCCGGUCUCUGGGCAGCUACCGCAACAUCAAUACAGAAGACGAGACCGUCUUCAACUACUUUGAUGAAAUUGAGAUCCACCCGAUCCACAUCGAUGUCGGAAAACUCGAGGACCCGCAGAACAGACUUGCCGUCAAGCAGCUCGUCAAAGAGAUCGGGGAGCCUCGAAAUUACGGCCUGACGGACGAAGAAAAGGCGGCAGAGGAGCGGAAGGCCGCGGACGAGCGGCUGGCCCGGGAGGCUCGGGAGGAAGCGGAACGUGAGCGCCGGGAGGCGGCGGAGACGGCAGAGAAGAUGGCACGCUGGGAGGAGUGGAAUAAACGACUAGAGGAAGUGAAAAGAGAAGAAAGAGAAUUAUUAGAGGCCCAGUCGAUUCCCCUGAGAAACUAUUUAAUGACCCACGUGAUGCCAACACUUAUGCAGGGUCUGAAUGAAUGUUGUAAGGUCCGACCGGAUGAUCCUGUUGAUUUUCUGGCAGAGUAUCUCUUCAAGAACAAUCCUGAAAUACAGUGAAACUUUACAGAUCGCAUAUGAUAUACCUUUAUGGAGUUAGAGUUUAACAUUGUAAUUUGAAAAAUUUGCUUUAAAAAAAAAAUGCGUUUCCAGUUUUUGGAAAGUUCCUUGUCUUCCCCACAAGCAAAUACUUUAUUAUGUAGAAGCAUUAUAAAAAGCUGUAUGGCAAUGAGUGACAUCAUUAAAGAACUUUAUUUGAAAGGUAAUGAUAAAGUAUGCAUAGCUCAUGGGACAAAUACUGAUUUUAUAUUGUAUUCAUAGUCAAGGUAUUCUGCACACUGGGAUAUACGGUAAUUUUUAGCAUGAAGAAAAUCAGACUAUUAUUUGAACACAUAGGCUAAUGACUUUACACAAUUUGCUAUGGCCCGGAUGCCAAUGGUGUCAGAAAGAAAUGAAAAUGGUUUAUGCUUUGUUGACUCACACUUUGUCAGAUGUGAUUUGUUUCCACUGGGUUAAUUUUUGAGUUCGGGGUCAGUAUCCUAGGCAAUGAGUCAGAGAGAGAAUGAUAAACCUCUUGGUAGAAAAAUUCCCGUAACAGAAUGAAUAAUCCUAAUAUUUGUGGUAAUUAAAAGCUGCCGAAUAUUUUCAACAAACUUUACAAUGCAGGUAUAGGCAAUCAAGCCCUAUGGUCUUUUCCAGCUUGAAAAGCCCUGUAAUUUCCAGAAUGACACGGAAUGAGAAAAUUAAACUAAUCAACUAGG
Messenger RNA from Acinonyx jubatus (cheetah), 3209 nucleotides. RefSeq names its product adenylate kinase 7 (gene AK7). Lineage: Eukaryota; Metazoa; Chordata; Mammalia; Carnivora; Felidae. Gene Ontology annotation, biological process: nucleobase-containing compound metabolic process. Gene Ontology annotation, molecular function: ATP binding; AMP kinase activity. The coding region runs from base 1 to 2508 and encodes 835 amino acids. The transcript has 19 exons. Gene Ontology annotation, cellular component: cytoplasm. The record is from RefSeq and is a predicted model, not a curated record.